GUCACAGCUGUCAUUGUGGCAGCAGGCGGCCUGUGUGAGCGUCAUCGGCUUCAUCAAGCGUUUAUAUCUCAUUUAUAUCUACAGUAAAGCAACUAAUUAAUAGUUAUUAAUAUUAAACCACUCAUCUACAGCGUGCUGAAACAAUGGCCGACCCAAAGUACGCGAAUCUGCCGGGCAUCGCCUCCAACGAGCCUGAUGUCUACGAGACGAGUGACCUGCCGGAGGAUGAUCAGGCGCAGUUUGAGUCUGAGGAGCUGUGCAGUGACAGUGUGGAGCGCAUCGUCGUCAAUCCCAACGCAGCUUACGACAAGUUUAAAGACAAACACGUCAGCGCUAAAGGUUUGGAUUUCUCGGACCGCAUCAGUAAGAAUCGGCGAGUGGGCUAUGAGUCUGGAGACUUUGAGCUGUUAGCUGAAGGCUGCGGCGUAAAGGAAACUCCUCAGCAGAAAUAUCAGCGGCUGGUUAAUGAGAUCCACGAGCUCUGUCAGGAUGUGGAGAAAAUUCAGACAAGCACUAAAGAGAGUGGUGCGGAGGAGCGUCUGACACCAGUGGCUCUGGCUCAGCAGGCGGCGCAACUCAAGCAGCAGCUGGUUUCUGCUCAUCUGGACUCUCUGCUCGGACCCGACGCUCACAUCAACCUCACCGACCCCGAUGGAGCACUUGCUAAGCGGUUGUUGACGCAGCUGGAGGUGGCGCGGGGCGUCCGGAGCAGAGCGGGAGCAGAUGGGAAAACCGCAGCACCCAAAGGCCCAGACGGAGUGAUUCUCUAUGAGCUCCACAGUCGACCCGAGCAGGAGAAGUUCACUGAAUCUGCAAAGGUGGCAGAGCUGGAAAGACGUCUGGCGGAGCUGGAGACAGCGGUGGGGUCUGGGUCAGACAAACGGGGGCCGCUCAGCUCCGGGGUUCAGGGCUCCAGUCUGACGGAGACUCUGGAGCUGCUGCAGGCGCGGGUCAGUGCUCUAGACGCCGCCACACUGGACCAAGUGGAGGCCAGACUACAGAGUGUUUUGGGGAAGAUGAAUGAAAUCGCGAAACACAAGGCAGCGAUGGAGGACGCAGAGACUCAGAGUAAAGUCUCUCAGCUGUAUGAUGUGGUGCAGAAGUGGGAUGCGAUGGCCACUUCUCUCCCGCAGGUGGUGCAGAGACUCACCGCAGUCCGAGAGCUGCACGAGCAGGCGAUGCAGUUCGGGCAGCUCCUGACUCACCUGGACACAACACAGCAGAUGAUCAACAACUCGCUGAAGGACAACGGCACACUCCUGACACAGGUCCAGCAGACCAUGAAGGAGAAUCUGCUGGCUGUAGAGGAAAACUUCUCAGCACUGGACCAGAGGAUGAAGAAACUCAACAAGUAGACGCUCCUUCUGCUCCUUUCUGUUUUUCUCUUCCACUAAAGCAGACGAAGGUGGAGACCAAACCACAGCUCCACCCUUUAUCAUUCACACAGACUCUGAAACUCACGUCUGAAUCUGAAAAUAAUGAAGACCCGAAGUUCUGCAGCAGAGAGAGUGUUUCCGCAUCUCCAUCGUGAGUCACACGGACUGCAAUGUGUAAAUAUACAGGCGCUCACAUGCGUUUUACUUCGUUUGUGUCUCGUUUCUAGUCCAAAUAUCUACAAAUUCUGAAAUCAAGAAGCAUUUACUAGACUAGUAGCACGUAUUCUCCUGUUUUCAGAAAUAAUGAGAAUUAAAUGAGCUUAUCCUUAAAAAAGGCUGAAUGAUCUGCUAAUGGAGUAAACUAAAUAAUCUUCUUGUUUUUCUGACCUCAUUGGCAGAUUAUUUUGCUUGUUUUAAGGAAAUACCCACCUAAUUUUGUCUCAUUAUUUCUGAAAACGAGAGAAUAUGUGUUACUAGUCUAGAAAAUGCUUCUUGAUUUAGGAGUGUUUAGAUAUUUGGACUAGAAAUGAGACACAAGCUCUAGGUAAAGCUUUUCUGCAGUGUAUUGUACUGAUCUUGUUCUCAUGUAACCGUUAUUGUAUUAUUAAUGUGGUCUUCAGUCCACAAAUGAUGCCCAUUUUCAAUAUAGGAUUUCAAACGCUUCUCUGGAUAAUAAAAAGCUUCCAGAAA
Messenger RNA from Danio aesculapii, 2066 nucleotides. RefSeq names its product dynactin 2 (p50) (gene dctn2). Lineage: Eukaryota; Metazoa; Chordata; Actinopteri; Cypriniformes; Danionidae. The transcript is spliced from 14 exons. Gene Ontology annotation, biological process: mitotic spindle organization. Gene Ontology annotation, cellular component: cytoplasm; dynactin complex; centrosome. The record is from RefSeq and is a predicted model, not a curated record. The coding region runs from base 144 to 1355 and encodes 403 amino acids.